Messenger RNA from Cuscuta campestris, 1423 nucleotides. NCBI's taxonomy places the organism in Eukaryota, Viridiplantae, Streptophyta, Magnoliopsida, Solanales, Convolvulaceae. The record is from the annotation of a GenBank genome assembly.
CACCAAAAAGUGUACCCCAAAUGUACACCACCCUUCUACUAACCAUUCAUUUUAUUUUGUUUUUAUUUUUAAAUUUUUUUGAAAUUUUUUUUACUUUUUUUGUGUGGUGAUGGAGGGGGUGAGGAUGUUUGGGAACACUUUUUUGUGUACCCCAUCAUUUUGCAACAAGUAAUCUGACUCGGAAGUCGGAACUGCAAACACAAGACAAGUAAAGGUUUAGGGUUUUCUGAGAACGGGAAGAAUGGGAAGAUACAGGAGCCGGAGCAGGAGCCAUAGCCCCGGGACAAGCAAUCGUUACGAAGACCGUCGCGACCGACGUGUUGACCGCCGUUCCCCUCCUCCCUCCGGCCUUCUCGUCCGAAACAUUUCUCUCAACUCAAGGCCAGAAGACAUCAGAAUACCCUUUGCGCGUUUUGGUCCGCUAAGAGAUGUUUAUUUACCAAAAGAUUACUACAGCGGAGAACUACGGGGCUUUGGAUUUGUGAAGUUUCGUUAUCCUGAAGAUGCAGCUGAGGCUAAGAAAUGCUUAAAUCGUACUGUCAUUGGUGGGCGUGAGAUUAGAAUUGAUUAUGCUGAAGAAAACAGAAAGACACCAAAUGAAAUGCGUAGGCUCACACGCACAAGUUACAGACAGAGUUCUAGGAGGCACAGUCCAUCAAGAUCCCCAAGGCGGAGAUAUCACUCUUAUUCGCGUUCACCCACCCCAGCACGACAUGAUUUGAGGGAGCGCAGAAGGGAUGCUCAUUAUUCUUCAAGGAGAUCCAGAUCACUAUCAAGAUCUCUCUCCCCUGUGAUUGACUCGUCAAAGGAAAGGCGGGCAAGGCGAUCCAGAUCUGUGGCCCGAUCUGUUUCUCCACACCGUGACAGACAUGCCCAAUCACGAAGCCCAAGAACGAAUGGUCAUGUCUCCAAUGAAGAAGAUCCUGCUCUCAGAGAGUCUUGAAAGUCCAACAUGGAAUUAACACAGUUGAUGAAGGUCUGGUUCUCUAUCAUACUACCCCAGAUGUUUCUGCAUACUUUACAAAGUUGCCCUAGGCUGGUGAAACCUGACUACUGACUUGAUUCAGAAUUUUUUUAAUGUCAAACUGAGGUUGGUCAUGUUUAUGCCAAUAUUAGUUGCAUGGAGACAGACUCUUAUGUAUCAAAGACACAAGAGUUUGGGACACUUCAGUUCAUCUUUCUUGCAGUUCCAUCUUUUCAUGGUGAGAGGUUUUGUAGAUAUGAUAGCUCCGUGUUUGGGAAGUUCCGACUUCAAUUUUACCGUGGCGUAUCUCUAUUUCUGUGCACAUUGGAAGUCAUUUUAUGGGGGGAUGUCUAUCUCUCCACUUCUUUUGUUGUGUAAUCUACCAUUGCUGUUUUAUGAGUUGGCUCUGCUGUGAACUGUAGUGUUGUGUUUUAACUUUUAAUGCUUAAUGCUCACUUU